AUGGUUUGCCACCUUAACAAGAACAUCAAAGGAGAUAUAGGAGGAAAUCCUCUGAUAGAGAACAGUUUGAGAGUUAUAAUGGAGGAAUUAGGAAUUGUAAACCCAGCUGAAAGUAUUGUUGAAGAGAAGCCACCUGCUAUUAAGUCUUAUGGUGCGUUGGUGUCGCAAUUAAACAACAAUAGUGGUAGUUUGGUUUCACAAGGGAAUGCUGAUGUGUAUUUAAAAUUGAAAAAACUGGAAAAAGAAUAUGAGCUUUUAAAUCUACAGGGUGAAUAUAUUAAGGAUGAACAACGUCAUUUGAAAAGAGAAUUGUUUAGGGCUCAAGAAGAAGUGAAGAGAAUCCAGUCAGUACCUCUGGUGAUUGGCCAAUUUUUGGAACCUAUUGAUCAGAAUACAGGUAUUGUCUCCAGUACUACUGGGAUGAGUUAUGUGGUAAGAAUUUUAUCAACCUUAGACAGAGAAUUGCUAAAACCAUCCAUGUCGGUGGCGCUACACCGUCAUUCCAAUGCAUUAGUGGUUAUUUUACCACCAGAUUCAGAUUCUAGUAUAUCUAUUAUGAAUGAGUCUGAGAAACCAGAUGUUACUUAUUCAGAUGUAGGUGGGUUGGACAUACAAAAGCAAGAAAUCAGGGAGGCGGUAGAGUUACCAUUGACACAAGCAGAUUUAUACCAACAGAUUGGGAUUGAUCCACCAAGAGGUGUUCUAUUGUAUGGUCCUCCAGGUACCGGUAAAACUAUGUUGGUUAAAGCUGUGGCAAAUAGUACUUCUGCUGCAUUCAUCAGAGUUAAUGGUUCUGAAUUCGUUCACAAAUAUCUGGGUGAAGGUCCUAGAAUGGUUCGUGAUGUGUUUAGACUUGCUAGAGAAAAUGCACCAUCCAUUAUUUUCAUCGAUGAAGUGGAUUCUAUUGCUACAAAGCGUUUUGAUGCACAGACGGGGUCUGAUCGUGAAGUGCAACGUAUUUUAAUCGAAUUAAUGACACAGAUGGAUGGUUUCGACCAAAGUACUAACGUUAAGGUGAUUAUGGCUACGAACAGAGCUGAUACCUUAGAUCCUGCAUUGUUAAGACCUGGUAGAUUGGACAGAAAGAUCGAAUUCCCCUCCCUGCGUGAUAGACGUGAACGUCGUCUAAUCUUCGGCACUAUUGCCGCUAAGAUGUCAUUGGCCCCGGAGGCAGAUUUGGACUCUUUAAUUAUUCGUAACGAUUCUUUAUCAGGUGCCGUCAUUGCAGCUAUCAUGCAGGAAGCCGGUCUACGUGCAGUGAGGAGGAACAGAUAUGUCAUUUUACAGAGUGAUUUGGAAGAAGCUUACGAUGCUCAAGUUAAAACUGAAAAUGAUGUCGACAAAUUCGAUUUCUACAAAUGA
This is a messenger RNA of Zygosaccharomyces rouxii, 1362 nucleotides long. RefSeq names its product proteasome regulatory particle base subunit RPT3 (gene RPT3). Gene Ontology annotation, molecular function: ATP binding; ATP hydrolysis activity; proteasome-activating activity. The record is from RefSeq and is a predicted model, not a curated record. Gene Ontology annotation, cellular component: proteasome regulatory particle, base subcomplex. Gene Ontology annotation, biological process: proteasome-mediated ubiquitin-dependent protein catabolic process. The transcript has a single exon. Bases 1 to 1362 code for a protein of 453 amino acids. NCBI's taxonomy places the organism in Eukaryota, Fungi, Ascomycota, Saccharomycetes, Saccharomycetales, Saccharomycetaceae.